Macrosteles quadrilineatus (aster leafhopper) is the source of this 2223-nucleotide messenger RNA. RefSeq lists its product as uncharacterized. Gene Ontology annotation, biological process: DNA integration. The record is from RefSeq and is a predicted model, not a curated record. Gene Ontology annotation, molecular function: nucleic acid binding. The transcript has a single exon. The coding region runs from base 1 to 2223 and encodes 740 amino acids. Lineage: Eukaryota; Metazoa; Arthropoda; Insecta; Hemiptera; Cicadellidae.
AUGCUUACCCCUGUUAUUUUUUGGGCUAAGGCUCUCAUGCAGCAUAUAUGGUCACUAGGCCUAGAUUGGGAUAAUACUCUUCCUAGUGAUAUUAUCGACAGAUGGUCAACUUUUGUCAACGAACUUCCUGAGAUUGAAAAUUUGGAGAUUGGCAGGUACAUAUCUCUGAGUGAUGCGGUUAAUAUUCAGUUGCAUGGAUUUUCAGAUGCAAGUGAACUCGGUUUUGCUGGAUGUGUUUAUCUACGAACUGAGAACCCGCAAGGCAGUAUAUAUGUCAACUUAUUAAUAGCCAAGUCACGUGUGGCACCCCUGAAACGUAUCACGAUUCCUCGCCUUGAACUGUGCGGAGCACAUAUUUUAGCCAAACUGUUACACUACUGUGUUGAUCAACUCUCAGAUCGCUACAAGAUAGAUUCUGUUACCGCUUGGAGUGACUCCACUGUGGCUCUUUCAUGGAUUCACACCCCUUCUCAUCGUUUGAAGUUAUAUGUUGCAAAUCGUGUUGCACAGAUUCAAGAAUUGACCCCUUCCUGCAUAUGGAAACACAUUUCUACUCUUGAAAACCCCGCUGAUGUUGCCUCUAGAGGAUUAACCCCAUCUCUUCUUAUUCAUAACAAGCUCUGGUGGUCUGGACCCACAUGGCUUAAGAGUUCAUCUGAUUCAUGGCCUCAACCAUCGAGUCAUCUUCCCGAAGAGGAACUCCCAGAAAUUAAAACCACAACACUAAAUCUUCUUACGAUAGCUGAAGAUCAAGAUCUGAAGUUUAUCAAUAAAUUCUCUUCAUGGACUAAACUACUUCAUGUCAUGGGCUACGUUUUACGUUUUAUUUCCUGCUUGAAAACUAAGCAAAGGAUUACUCAUUCUCUCACACUUGAAGAGUUAGAAGUAUCGAACAAACGGAUUUGUUGGCUUGUUCAAAGAGAGAGUUUCUCUGAGGAUAUUAAUUCCCUGUCAAAGAAGAAUGUGUGUUCUUCUCGCAUUCAACGCCUUUCACCGUUUAUGGAUGAUGAAGGUUUGUUAAGAGUUGGAGGACGACUGAAACAUUCUGAGUUGCCGUACAGCGCCAAGCAUCAAAUUAUCUUACCAAAGGAUCAUUUUGUUGUAAAUUUGAUAAUUGAUUAUCAUCAUCGCAUCUUUCUUCACUGUGGACCAACACAACUCCAAGCUGUUCUUCGUGAGAAAUAUUGGAUACUUUCUGCUCGUAGUAUCAUACGCUCCAGGAUUUUUAAACGCCUGAGAUGUUUCAGAAUGAAACCUAAGCCAAACACACCAUUGAUGGGAGACUUACCUUCCCCAAGAGUGGUAGCAACCCGACCUUUUAAUGUUACUGGAGUCGACUAUGCCGGACCAUUUACAGUGAAAUUGUAUGUCCUAAAAAGGCUUCAGCCUAUUAAAGUUUAUCUUUGUCUAUUUGUCUGCUUUGCAACGAAAGCCGUACACUUAGAAGUUGUGUCGGAUUUGUCCUCAGAAGCUUAUAUAGCAGCUCUUACACGUUUUAUUUCCAGACGUGGUUCAGUGAAGGAAAUUCAUAGUGAUUGUGGAACCAACUUUGUCGGAGCAGCUGCUGCACUUCACAAAUGUUUUAACAACCUCCUUUGCAAUCCAGUAACUCACCGUUUUGCUGAAGAAAACAACAUUUCUUUCAAAUUUCUGCCUCCACACGCGCCUCAUCAAGGUGGCUUGUGGGAACGAGCUGUUAGGAGUGCUAAGCAUCACCUUCAUAGAGUAAUCGGUGGCCAAAUCCUGACUUAUGAAGAAUUCAUAACUCUCGUGUCACGUGUCGAAGCAAUAUUAAAUUCAAGACCGCUUACCCCUCUCUCUGGAGAUCCGAAUGACUUAGAGUCUCUAACCCCAGGACACUUUUUAACUGGUGGACCUCUGAAAUCCAUGGUUGAACCUCAAUAUGAUGAAACUUCUUGUAACCGCUUGAGGAGAUGGCAAUUAGUUCAGGCAUUCUCUCAACACAUCUGGACUCGAUGGUCCCAAGAGUAUUUGCAUACUCUACAGCAUCACUCUAAGUGGACGAGUAAAACAGAGAACCUCAAGAUUGGUGACCUUGUUGUUAUUCAUGAGCCUAACACUCCUCCCCUACAAUGGAAACUUGCAAGAAUCACCGCAGUAUCUCCAGGAGCAGACGGAAUUGUACGAGUGGUCCAUCUACGCACCGCUACAGGGAACUUCAGUCGGCCAACCGUCAAAGUUUCCCUUCUUCCUACCAAUUAA